AUGCUGCUGCAGCCAAGAUAUCCCAGUCGGAUUGAACGACACACUCCCAUCAAGCAUGUUGCAGAUGAGGUUAUCCGCCGCUGUCUCCAAGAUCUAUACCGCUCCUACUACCCGAAGCAACGGGUGCUAGAUGCUAUCCAUCAUGAGGCACAACCAAUUCCAUCUGCACCACAAACCCGUCUUCCCGAGUCUUUCCAGACAGGAACUAUCAGCCACGAAUCAGCACCCGCCAAAAUCCUUCCACGACGCUAUGAACUUGCAAGUCCUCUUGAUAUAGUCAGCCUGAUAGCAGAGCUCCUCGCUGGCAGUACGCGCGAAAAUGUCGCAUUGCCUCUAUCGACCAGUGACCUCACUCGAUUCCAUUCCAAAACCCCUCCUAAUACGACUGUCUACGACUAUCUUCAUCAACUGACGGUGUAUAACGUUCUUACACCGCCAGUUCUGCUCACGGCGCUGAUCUAUGUCGUUCGACUGUGUGAAGCUCAGCCUGGAUUCGAAUUAAAUUGUCUUACUGUCCAUCGACUAUUCCUCGCCUGUGUGACUGUUGCGUCAAAGAGUGUGAGUGACUCUUUCUGGAAGAAUGCGUACUAUGCGUAUAUUGGUGGUGUUUCUGCGCGGGAACUGUCAAUGCUCGAGUUGGAAUUGCUGAGAUAUUUGCACUGGAAUGUCGUCACCAGGCAUGAUGAGCUUUUCAACUGUUAUGUUAUUCUUAUUGACAGACAUGCUGGAUAUCAACUCUAA
Messenger RNA from Aspergillus wentii DTO 134E9, 741 nucleotides. RefSeq lists its product as uncharacterized. Gene Ontology annotation, biological process: regulation of cyclin-dependent protein serine/threonine kinase activity. Gene Ontology annotation, cellular component: cyclin-dependent protein kinase holoenzyme complex; nucleus. Bases 1 to 741 code for a protein of 246 amino acids. Gene Ontology annotation, molecular function: cyclin-dependent protein serine/threonine kinase regulator activity; protein kinase binding. The transcript has a single exon. The record is from RefSeq and is a predicted model, not a curated record. NCBI's taxonomy places the organism in Eukaryota, Fungi, Ascomycota, Eurotiomycetes, Eurotiales, Aspergillaceae.